ACUGUAUAAAAUACACUGGCAGUUCAGUCAAACUUCGAACGCAAAGGCAAAUGGUUGUGUUUGCACAUAGUAAGAUAAAAGUUGAACUGAGUAUUUUAGUAUUGUGCAGUGCGCUUAAAAACCGGAUAGAUAAACCUUGAAGGCAAAAAAAUAUAAAUAAAUAUGGAGUGUAGUCAAAUGUGUGGAAAUCCAGUAAAAAAUAUUAAUAUGGAGGAAGUUGUAUUGGAUUUCAAUGGAAAGAAUAUUGUUUAUAUAGGUGGCUUUGGUGGCAUCGGUUUAGACACGUGUAAACAUCUGGUGCAAAAAGGUAUCGCGAAUCUUAUGAUACUCGAUCUGGCAUGGAAUGAGUCAGCCUUCAAAGAGAUAAAUGUCGUCGACACAAAAAGCGUUUGCCAGUUUAUGGCGUUUGACGUCACCUCUGGCUUGGAAGAAACUCGUACAAUAUUCACGCAAAUAGUGGACAAAUUUGGCUAUAUCGAUGUCCUAGUUAAUGGUGCGGGAAUAUGUGACGAACGAGAUUUGGAUUUAAUUAUUUCAAUUAAUUUUACGGGCACCAUUAAUGCCACGCUAGUAGCCUACGAUUUAAUGGAUAAAAGUAAAGGUGGCAAGGGUGGUGUUGUUGUGAAUAUAUCUUCGGUAGCUGCACUAACACCCUUCCCCUCCUUACCCAUUUACAGCGCGACAAAGGGUGGGAUAUUGAACUUUACACGAGCAUUAGCGCAUUUAGAGCCAAAAACUGGUAUAACGCUAUAUACUAUAUGUCCGGGCCCUACCGACACUAAACAUUUUGAACAUGUACACUGCUUUCAAGGCAGGGACCUGAAGUGGAAAGAGAAAACGCGUCGACUAGUCAAAGCACAAUCGCCAGGUGAUUGUGCCUUGAACAUUAUAAAAGCCAUGGAGAUGCACGCUAAUGGUGCAACUUGGAUGUGUGAUUUGGGCCAACUAAAAUUGGUGGAAAUAAAGAAUUUCUGGACGCCACCGCAUAAGCGAUAUAGAGAGGAUGAACAAAACAAAGAAGCCGAACAAAAUAAAGAAAAAGAAGAUACGAAGGAAUUAGAACAAAACGAAAAAACAUCACAAACCGAAGAAACGGCACAAAAAGAGGAAACAUCGCACAACGAACCAUCCGAAGAACAAACGAAAGAAACUGUACGAGACCCACAAGCAGAGACAGGUUAAAAUGAAACACUGCCGCUGAGGAAACGAAGGUAUCUAGUAUCCGAUUUAGGUAGAGAUAUGCAAAACAAUUGCAAAACAUGAAGACCACCAUUGAAUAUUGAGUAUUAAGAAAAUUUAGUUGAACAUUUUUAUAAAAAAAGUUGUAAACAUAUUUAACAGUAUUUUAGAAAAUUUUAUUUAUUGAAAUAUAGGUUAAGAUAAAAAUUUCAAUGUAUAAGUAAUAAUAAGAGUGUAAUUGAUUAAUAUAGAAAAUAUGAUAUUAGUUGUGCAAUUUCUUUUAAAAACUAUUUUCACACUCAUAUAACACCUUGCACAGGGUAUAAUAGUUUUAUGCACCUUUUAUUCGUUCUGUAAGUUAUAAUUGUUUUAGGUUAAUAGUAUUGGUUUUUAAAUUUUUUUUUUUUGCAACAUAACACUGUUAUAUUGCUUCAAAAAGAUGGUAUUUGGUUUACGAUACAACAGAAAAUGUGCCUCGUAAAGAGAGAGAACUUCAAUCCACACGGACCGCCAGAUUAGUAGCAUGUCAAACAGCUAUCCGCCAAAGAGUUGCCGACAUCCCGAGGGAAAUUUUGGUUCAAGUUGAUUCAGGGAACCAUUAGUGUGUUCAAGUCAGAGAUUGAUUGGAAGAUCAACAAGUAUAAAUUUUGUGGUCUGGAGCGACGAAACAAAUGUUAACCGACUUGAUCCAGAUGGCAGAAAAUAUGUUAGAUUGCCGAAAGUUGCAGUGUUUGUCUCCAAAUACGAGUCCCCUGUCAUUAAGCACGGUUUCGAAGAAAAACAAUAUUUUGGAAUGAUUUUUAUGGAACGGGGGUGGAAAAGUAUUUUGAGAUACUGCGUACCGUGUUGCUGUAGAUUAAAAUAUGCCAGUAAUUUGGAAUGAGUAGGAUAAAGAUCUAAAUCACUGUGAUAUGUGUCACAAAACAGUUCUUUGAGCGAAACUCUGGCCAGCGUCCAGUCCAGAUCUUAAUCCCAUUGAGCACGGAACGAUGUCAAAAAAUUUGUAGCCCAACAAAACAUCACCAAUUUUGACAUGCUUUAUGAAAAAGAUAAAGAAGCUUAGUAUGCUAUACCCGUUGCAGACAUCGUCGAUGAAUCGUCGGUGUGUUGCCAAAAAACAACAUGGAUUUACGACAUAUUGCUAACUCUUGACAAUAAUAUGUUAAUAUAAUGUUUUAAAAAUAUUUUCUCAAUGUUUUUGUUUAUUUUAAAAAAUAAAUAUUUAUGUUUCUAACUAGCGCAGACAUUUAUAAUGUUAUUGGAGUAAUGAUCUCAAAGGCAUAUAACAUAAUAUCGUUGAAUGGAAUGGCGGAAUGAAAUUAUGUGGGAAAUGUGGCUCGGAAUAUAAGCAAUAUAGUUGCAGGCAAUUACAAAAUCUGAGCUACGAAAAAAAGGAAAUGGUGAGAUAAUAGCUCUGUUACUGGCAACAGAGGAGAAGGAUAAUUGGAUAAUGUUAACGUGAACGCGUUCGAUAAAUUUAUACACCAUUGUACCCGCUCUCUCACUCCUUUUUAUUUUCUUAAAAUUAUUUUCUAUAGUUUUUCUUUAUUUUUAGUUAAGGUAAAAAUUCCUUGAAAUUACGCUUGACCGUAGUUAAACUGCACUUUUAUUUGUUUACUUUUUAUUAACA
Molecule: messenger RNA, 2809 nt
Organism: Bactrocera oleae (olive fruit fly)
Lineage: Eukaryota; Metazoa; Arthropoda; Insecta; Diptera; Tephritidae
Product: alcohol dehydrogenase
Biological process (GO): alcohol metabolic process
Cellular component (GO): cytoplasm
Molecular function (GO): alcohol dehydrogenase (NAD+) activity
Source: RefSeq, a predicted model, not a curated record